AUGGAGAUGAACUCUAUUGAGGAUGAUUCGGAUUCAGGAGAGAGUAGUAGUAGUAGCAGUAGUAGUAGUAGUAUGAAUGAUGAGGAUGAGGAUGAUCAAAUUUCGGGUUGGGCACUUACGCGAGCAGUGAGAGGUGCCAAACGUCUUUUCAUCACACUUGAAAACAUCAACCUCGUGAGACAAGUUGUGAAUGAAAUUGCGGAGCGUGAUGGUUCUCUAUGUGAAUUAUCGAAAAGAUUUGAGUUUGGUAGCAUUUGCAAUUCAACCAAGAUUUAUGAAAUUUUGAAUAUUCGCAAAGCAUGUCAUGAGAACUCGACAAAGGUUGUUAAAACAAUGGUGUGGAAAAUGAACAAUGAUUUGGAGAAGAAUAGUUCUGACCAUGAUACUUCAUUUAAGGAAAUUGAAACAAAAUCAGUUCCUAUUGGUUUUGGGCUGAAAGAAUUAUCAUUCCAAAACGUGGAACUCAGAAGAGAGCAUCUGUUUAGAAUCUUGACAAAAUGUUGUGAACUUGAAAAAUUAGAUUUGUGCAUUUCAGAGUCUCAAAGUCGACGUGGAAAGCCACCCCGCAUCGAGGAAGAAGAAGAUGAAUUUUUUAAUAAGCAAGAGGGUCAUAUAUUUAUUCCAGUAUUUGAGACCCUUAAAUCUUUGACAUUGAAUGCACCAUAUUACUACGAUGAAGCUGAAAAAUUUAUGUUUGACAUUUUAACAAUUUGCCCACGCUUGGAAGAGUUGUAUUACACUUUUAAUAGUGACAUUUAUAACUCGUUUAUUAUCCAGCUUGCAAAAUUGUGCCCUAACCUCAAGAAAAUCCAAAUUUUAUGCAACGAUGACUGUUCAUCAGAACUACAGGUCACAGACGAGGGUUUAUAUGAAUUUUUGAAGCUAUUACCCCAACUUGAAUAUGUGUCGUUUCAUCCUUGCAGUAACAUUCGAGGUUCGUAUGACCAACCAGUUCCCCUAGAAAAGGAUAUUCAUUUUGGAGGUGGAACUCUUUCCAAACUUGAAUGCAUUGAUUUUGGAAGCAAGGAAUACUCCUUCAACACAAGUGAGGAAUUUGACAAAUUUGUUACCACUCUCCGAUCUGUGGCUCCUCAUUUGAAAUAUUUGGGAGAUCUUUUGGAUAUUGACGUGAGCAUGGAUGAUAAGAAAAAAGUAGUCCAACUCUUUUCCGAUACUCUUACUGAUUUAGAUGUAGGCUUUACGGUAAACCAUUUAGCACCAAUUCUGCCUAAAAAUCUUACUUCCUUGCGCAUGAAGAUUAAUGAUGAAUUUGUGAGCCAAAAUGUGCUAAAUCAAUUACAGCCCAAUCACAGCCUUAAAAAGCUGAGCAUUACUGUUGGUCGACAAAUUUCACCAGAAAUCAUUGUGGCAAUUAUUGAAAAAUUGGCUGUGGAUAUUUAUCCAUGUGUGACACAUCUCGAAUUUUACUCAACAACAAAGCAAAAAAAAGUUUCAACCAAUCCGCAUGGCGAGAUCUUGGAUACUGUUUUAAGCAAUAUCAAAAUUUGGCCAAAUUUGUGUUUUUUGGAUGGGGAGGUAUUGUCGAUGAACAGAAUUUUAGCCGUUCGACCAAGGCUUAGAUUUUACUCUAUGUGGGACAAUGAUUUGAAUUUUGACGACAAUGUUUCCUUGUUCUAUUAUCAAUGGUUGGUCCUUGAUCAACCCUUUGAGGAAUGGUGA
Molecule: messenger RNA, 1680 nt
Organism: Naegleria lovaniensis
Lineage: Eukaryota; Heterolobosea; Eutetramitea; Acrasida; Naegleriidae
Exons: 2
Coding region: 1-1680 (559 amino acids)
Source: RefSeq, a predicted model, not a curated record